Messenger RNA from Mycena citricolor, 1573 nucleotides. The record is from the annotation of a GenBank genome assembly. Lineage: Eukaryota; Fungi; Basidiomycota; Agaricomycetes; Agaricales; Mycenaceae.
GGCAGUCCAUGACUAUAAAGGCAUCAUCUGCACUAGUUCCUAGCUUUUGCGUCUACUUUCCAUGUCCGGCUACGGGAGUCCAAGCCCAGGAGGGAACAACCCCGACAAUCGCCCUCUGCCCCCGGGCUGGAUCACCCAAUUUGAUCCAAACUACAAUGCCUGGUUCUACGUGAACACACACGCUCAGCCACCGGUCACCACGUGGACCCACCCCAUGGGCCCGCCGUCCUCGCCAGGGCCUCCAAGCGGCGGAUACGCACCCCCGGCGGGUGGACCGCCUCCGAACAACUCAGGAUACUACCCGCAACAGGGUGGCGGUAGCCCGUAUCCCGGCCAGCAGCAGCAGCAGUCUUACCCGCCGCAAGGAGGGUACGGCGGUCCUGGGCCCGGGUACCAACAGUCGCCCCCACCUCAGGGCGGAUACUCGCCGUACAAUCAGCCGCAGCAGGGGUACCAGCAGCCCCCGCCCGAAAACAAAGGUCUGCUGGGCGGCAUGUUUGGACGGCCAUCGCAGCCUCAACAGCCGACUUACGUGCAGCAAGCACCGCCGCCGCAGAAGAGUGGGAUGGGAAUGGGCUCUGCCCUUUUACUAGGCGGAGGAGGCUUGCUUGCGGGCGGCUUGUUGGCCGAGGCGUUCGAUGGGCAUGAUGGAGGUGACGGGGGUGACAGGGGCGAUGACGGGUAUCGAGGUGGUGAUGACGGUGGAGGUGACGAUGGAAACUGGGGCGGAGAUGACGGUGGCGACGGAGGAGGCGAUUGGUGAACAGUAGCGUGUCGAUUAAUUGCUGUUUCUCAGUCUCAGGGGCCGCGUGUGAGACCGCACCACGUUGAUCUCCCUCAAUAACGCCCAGUCAUCCAGUGCAGAACAUCCACCGGCUCGUCAAGCAGCGCAGUUGGAAAAUCGGGGGGGAUCUGAACUGGAUUGGUGUUGUAGAAUAGAUCUCGUUGCCAGGAUAUGAUCGCGGGGAUAAAAUCUUUGGGCAUUCCGUCGAUCUAAUUUCGGCAGCAGCACUGUUGAGCCAUCCAGAGUAGAAUGCAAUAUAUGCUGCUGCGAUUCAGUUGCCGAUAGUAAGGUGAGUGGAUAACUCACAGGAAUGAUGCGGCGCCCCCAGCAAUGGAAACUGUUUACUGUACCCUCCGCGCUUAGUAAGUUCACGAUAGUGGUCUUGCCACAUCAGAUCCUGGCUCGGCAGUCGGGCUUUGCCAGACCAGAUUUUUGCCAGUGCCAAAGCGGUGUAAUCGCCAUGAGUCCAGGUGACGAUCCCCAGGUUCACUGCGCGAGUGAUAUCAGUAGAGUGGGCUCUUCGAUGUACAAGAAGUCGCGAUACAGCGAGCGGUAGUGCGUCCCGUCAGUAAUCAGCGGCCUCACCGACGUUCCAUCCUCUUGCCACGACGAAUUGUGGUACUGGGGCAGAAAAGGGAAUGUGUAGUGGAACCCGGUACAGAAGAUGAUGUGAUCGAUGCCGCUGAGCACUUCCCAUCCGCCAGUUCAAUCGUUCGGUUGGAUGGGUGGAAACGCUCAAUGCCAGGAACGAGACGGACUCCGUCUUUCAAGAGCUGCAGAAACUGCAGG